UGAAUCUUGUCGGUAAAUGAAACCUUACUAGUAUAAAAAUAUCAGCCUAGCUCAAGUCAUAACCAAGGCCAUUGGGCAUUUCUUGAAUUCUCGUCUCUGCAUUCCCUCCUUUAUUUAUACAAAAGAACCAAUAGUCUGGGAGGAGAGAGGAGCAAGCAUUUUUCCAAUAUAAUGGCGUGUGUUUAUAGACUCAUGGUGUUGGUGUCGUUCGUGGUUCUGGCCGCAAAUGGAGCCCUUACCACCCAACAUGUUGUGGGAGGGAGCCAAGGUUGGGGUGAAUCUACCGAUUUCAGCGCUUGGACUUCAGGACGCACAUUCAAAGUCGGCGACCAACUUGUGUUCAAGUACACAGCAGGAUUGCACACAGUGGUUGAGCUUGCUGACGAAAACGCAUACAAGAGUUGCGACACAAGUAGUGCUGUGGAUUCCAUGGACGGUGGAAACAGUGUGGUCAAGUUGAGCAAGCCUGGCACUAGGUACUUCGCUUGUGGAACGCCAGGCCACUGUGACCAAGGGAUGAAGGUCAAGAUCAAGACGGUUGCAGACAAUGGAUCGUCUCCCUCAGACUCUUCUGCAACUUCAUCUACCACAUCCACAUCACCGGCCUCAACUUUCCAAUCUCCUCCUAUUGGAGUAGUCAUGUCAAUGGUCCUUGUUUUGCUUAAUUAUCUAGUUUAAUUGAGAUUAUGUUUCGUUGUUUGAUUUGGAAAUAAUCUUGGGUUUGAUGGAUGAGUUUAAUUUUUAGUAAGGUGUAAUCUUGAGGCUUUAAUUAAUUUCAUUCAUGCACUGUACGUCUGUACCUGUCCGGGGAUUGAAUUUAGGUAAAUUAUAAAAAGGGCAAGUAUGUUUAUACUUGCCAAUUUUCCAAGAGAUAUGAAAGUUCAUACCAA
Messenger RNA from Nelumbo nucifera (sacred lotus), 890 nucleotides. Its product is annotated as Cupredoxin superfamily protein. Gene Ontology annotation, cellular component: plasma membrane. Lineage: Eukaryota; Viridiplantae; Streptophyta; Magnoliopsida; Proteales; Nelumbonaceae. The record is from RefSeq and is a predicted model, not a curated record. Gene Ontology annotation, molecular function: electron transfer activity.